UCCGGUUCAAGGCUGGUUGAUCCGUGCAGGUAAGUGAACAUGUAUCCCAGACACAGUCAUGUUAAAUUUAGUUUAUUUAAAGAAAAAAUAGUCGUAUACCAGGGUUUACGAUUAACUGUACGUAGGUACAUCACAGAAGAAACACGUCGUGUAUAUGUAACUUGAAUUAGGUAAGCCUGUGUGUAACGGUAAAGUAAAUAUUUACAGUGUUUGCAGUCAACAGGCCAAAAUUGUUUCGUUCGGUGUAAUCGUACAGCAGGCAACGCUAGCUACCCAAUAUUUACAAAUAAAUUAAAUCUGUCUCCCAAAUAACAGUGUAACAAUAAGGGUAUAACGUAAACUACGUGUUGUCUUGGAAAUUAAUUUUUUCCCUUUCAGUUGCGCAAUAUUUUCUGUCAUAACAUUUGUUUAUUAAAAAGUUGUGGUAGCUAACUAGCUAGCUCGGCAGCUAAGAAACGUACAGAAAGCUGCUGCUAGCCAGCUAGUUGGAAACGUUAGCUAGAUUGUCAGCCAAUUGAAUAGGCCGUUUGGGAAGCUAGCGACCGUCUAUCUAUGGCAUAGCAGUCUUGAAAUGAUGGAGGAUUUCUAUUUGUCUAAGACUAACGUUACUUUAAGACAAAGGAUGUCGGUAUUUCAUUUUUUCACUUAACAUAUACAAAUCCUUAUUGUUUUAUAAGUUAUCUUUUAGUAGCUAUUUCGGUCUACAGUUCGUCGCUUACUAAUGUUAGCCAACGUUACAUUAUGAAGUUAUUUUGGAGCUAGCGAGCUAGCCAGCUAACGUUAACAGUCAUUUGAGAGACUGUUCAUGAGCUAAGGCAUCAGGCCAAACAACACUUAGUUCCAAGUGAACAGUGACAUUACGUAUCGGAAAUAGGUUAGACAUGGCCAAUUACUACAUGGUUAUUAAUGUUUUACUUGUUGUAGUUGCUAAAACCCCAAGGUUACAAUCAGCAGUAACAUAAAAGUAAGCUAGCUUGUAUGCCAUUUGCUAGAAAUGGCAAUAAUGAAGCGAAGGAAAUCACGAAUCAUUAGAGCGCUUGUACCUUAAAAUGAGCCAUUAAACCUGUCACGUUGAACAUGCGUGCAAAAAAUACUAAGUUACUAUCUAUCAAGUUAUUAUGCUUAUUUAGAGUUCCCGGUGAUUUACUUUGUAUAACAUAAGAUCAGAGUUAGAUUAGUUACUUAAUUAAACACGAGCAAUUGCAACUUGUACAUUCACCGUGCAAUACAGUAGACAUUUAUUUUACAUUCCAACAAAGUUUGUGCACUACACUUUGUACACUUCUCAUUGUUACAUAUCAAGACUAUUAAGACCACAAAGUUUAAAAUGUUUCUUUUUGUUUCAGGCGUAAGAGAUAUCUGGGACACAAUUGUUUGGAGCCGCUGUCAAUUCGAGAACUUGUGGAAUAAUGGGUUUUGUCAAUUUGAUCCGUGGACAGGGAUACAAACCGUCUAAGGCUGUGCUGUGGAGAGUGGGUAGUGGUAGCUGGGUGCAGUGGAUCUGGCCUGAGCGGUGCCAGACGCCCCCUCCCGGCCGCCCCCCUCCCCCUCCCCCUUUCGCUGCAUGGCUGCGAUGGCGCCCGCUCUGACUGACGCUCCGCCCGAAGCCCACCGCAUCCGCUUCAAGCUGGCCCCGCCCUCAACUCUCUCGCCCAAUCCUGUGCAGCCAGGUGUCACGCCCAGCAACGGCGCUGUUGUGAAGCGCAGCCGAGCGGCCGCAACCCAGCCCCCCUCCCCUGAGCACCACCCCCACACCACACCUGUCGGCAACGGCAACAGCAACAGCAGCGGAGGCGGCAGCAGUGUAGCGGUCCCGUCCUGCAAGCGUGAGGAGCCAUCAUCACAGCCCGAAGCCCCGCCUCACGCGCUGGGCCGGCUGCAGCCAUUGGUGGCCUCGUACCUGUGCUCGGAUGUGACAGCGGUGCCGUCCAGUAAGGAGUACUUCCUGCCCCGCCAACGGCCCUCGCUGGAGCUGGAGCUCUCAGAGGAACGCCUGCGCAGCCUCAUGAGUGGCACUGGCGCGCCCCCCUUCAACGGCGUGGCCAAGAGGCUGACGAGGCCCGCGCCAGGGAUGGAGCGGGACGGACUGCUGGCCACCGGCAACCCCGCCGCUCUUAAUGGAGGGUCUAACGGCACCAGGACUCCCGCAGGAUCGGGGUCCGGUUCGGACUCUCCCCCUCCGCCUCUGGAGUCUGCCUCACGAGGAGGUCUCCACGGCAACGGCCCUUUCAGGAGUGGCGGAGGAGGAGGGGCAGAUCCCCAGCACGCAGCCGACGUCUCCCAGGAUAACAGUAACCCUGAGCAACCGCCUCCACCACCCUCUAGCAGCUCUACCCCAUCACAGGACCCCACAGAAAACAACAACAGUUGCAGCAGCAGUACAGACCGGCCCCCAUCGCUGGCGGCAACAGACUCCUCGCUCCCUCCCUCCUGCUCGUUGGAACCCCCCAUCAGCAGCCCUGCGCAUAAUCACCCUGCACCAACGUUGGGCAGCCUGGGAACCGAGCUGCGUGUGCGGACGCAACAGAGCACGAGCCGUCAGGGACAGAUUGAUGGCCGUCUGCGGCGUCUGCGUAAGCGUCUGCAGGUGGUGCAGGCCAAGCAGGUGGAGCGGCACUUACAGCAGCAGCUGGGCGGACUCCUGCAGAGCACGCUUGUUCCCCUCGAGGCCCUGCGCAAGAAAGAGGGCCCCACUGCUUCCACCUCCAUCUCUGCCGCCGCCACCACCACCACCACCACCUCGGUCACCGCACUCACCCCCCAGGAACGAGAGGGUCUGAGCCGAUUCCUGAAGGGGGGCUCGGUUCCUGCCGAGCUGGAGAGGCUGUCCCUGAGCGGCUCCACCAACCUGCACGCGGCCGAGGAGGCCUUCGACUCGGACGCCACCGAGAGCAGCAGCGGCGGGGAGACCGACGUGGAGGAGGACGAGCUUGGACGCGUGGACGUGGAGCAGAGACACGUGCCACUAUGGCGACGUGCAGAGGGGCGUUAUGCCGUGGAUCGGGCAUCCAUCAUCAGCCACUGGAACUGGCUUCAGGCUCACGUGUCAGACCUGGAGUACCGCAUCCGCCAACAGACAGACAUCUACAGACAGAUCCGCUCCAGCAAGGGUCCUGUUGGGCUGGGAGAUCCCGCCCCUGCAGAGCCAUCAUUGGAGGGAUUGUGUGAGGUGAAGGAGGAGCCAGUCUCCUGUCAAGUGUCACAGGACUUUGGCUCUGACGUCUCGGAGAGUUCCGUUUCAGAUCCGGGCCUGAGGAAGGCGUGUCCUUCAGGGAAACAAGUCAACGGGGUCAUCAACAAUCUGAGGACGGGUUCUCCAGAGACCGCGCACUCAGAGGAGCUCCGCCGGCAGCAGCAGUGGGCGGGUGUGUCGUCUGUGGUCCCCUCCCCUGCUGACCACACAUGUGUGGCUGCCCGCACGCGACCCCUCAUCAGCUGCAAGAGACGCCGCCUUGUCAGACCCAGCACACUUACCAACCUCAACCGCAAGGUCCAGCGUGCGAGUGUGUGUCGCUGCAGCUGUGAGGUGAACCCUCAGUGUGUGACGUGCGUGGGCCGCUCUGCUUCGCCGCUGGAGCCCAGCUAUGAUCGCCUCCUACUGGAGCGGCUGUCUCAGUACGACCCCAGCGUCCACCCCAUUCUGUCCUUCUCAGACGAUGUCAUGAUGAGUCUGCAUAUGCAGCGUCUGCUGAAAUCUCAUUGGCAGAGCCGGCCGCUGGAGAAGAUCAAGCCCAUCAAGAAGCUGUCACUCAAACACAAGCUGUCCCUCGGCUCCCGCCCCUCCAACCCUGCCUCAUCCUCGUCCUGCUCCAAAGACAAACACAAGCUGUCCAACUCGCUCCUGUCCACUGUCCGCCUUUCCCAUCACAAGAUGCGCGGUGAGAAGCUCCAUCGUCAGCAGUUUGACAGCCUCCUGAGUGCCUCCAAGCUCGAGGGACGCCAUCACCGCGGAGACAGGGGGCCCAGCGUUUCCCAUGGUGCCUACGACAAGACCCACAGCCGCAAGAGGCCCCGCGAGCACUCUCUGGAAAGGAUGGAGAACACACCUAAGCUCUAUACGGAUGUGGGGAGUCCGUGUCCUUCCCUGUUAGGGCUGCAGACCCCCACCCACAGCCCCCUCCUGAGGCAAAUCUCCACCUCCUCCGAGACCUCCACCCCCCUCUCCCUCACCGGACUGAGCGCCACCAGCACCCCGACUCCCAUUCGCAGGAGGAGAGGAGAGAGCUCCUUUGACAUCAACAACAUUGUCAUCCCCAUGUCUGUGGCGGCCACCACCAGAGUAGAGAAACUGCAAUACAAAGAAAUCCUCACACCCAGCUGGAGGGAGGUGGAUGUCUGUGCGAAGCCCAUAUUACCUGAGGACAACACAGUGGAGGUGGAGGAUCUCAGCGACGGGGCGUUCGGUGAGCUGCACCAGCCGUGUCAAGAUCAGGAGCGUUCCCGCUGGAGUUGGACCGCCAGCGCCAUCGCCAAACGCAGGGGCAGCCGCUCUUAUAGGUCGUCAGAUGGGCGCACCACUCCCCUACUGGGGGGCACCCACCCCUCCACGCCCCAGCCGUCGUCACCAGACAUGGCGCACUUCCACCUGCUGGAGGACUCGUGUGGGGCGCCCUCCCCCAGCAGCCCCCCCAGCCCCGACAUGCUGCUGCCGCACUCACACCGCCUGCUCUCCAGCGACGACACGCGCUGCUCCACGCCAGACGAAGAGAUGGUUUUACAGCCUGUGCAGCCAUGGGAUCGUCGGGACUUUCCGCUGGAGUCGGACCUGCCGCGAGAGACGGACGAGUCUCAGGAGAGCCCCGCAGAGGAGCAGCCAUACCGCACCAUGCGUCGCAUCUCCGGCAGCAAGACACGCUCCGAAUCCGACACCGGACCACCCUCCCCGCUCCCCGACGAGAGUAGCAGCAGCAGACACAGGACCCCCGCCUGCGCACCCAAAACCAGCCACCGCUGAACCCCUCUUCCCAGAGACUUUCUCACGCUCAGCAACCACAACGACGAAUGAAAAGUCCUGUUGUUUGAUAUUCAAACAUCAGUCCAAAAAAAAUUCACAGUUUUUAGUGAAUGAUAAUAUGCGAAAAAUGUUAGAGAUCUGUUAAUAAUAUUUUGUUUUGCUUUUUACUUUUCUUUUUGUGGUCACUGGAAUAAUUAAAGUACAAAUAUGUUUGAUAGCAGGAAAAAAAAGUACAAAAAGACAGAUUAGAUAGAUGGCUUUAACCAUGGCGGAUGGGGCGGGGCUUGCAGGACGUGUCCUGAUUGAGUGAAGCACUCUUUAGGGCUCUUACUUGUCGACUUCUCCUUCUCCUCAAACCAGUGUGAAGUGGGGUGACCCAAAAAGACACUUCUUAAAAUGAAUGGCAACAUCCCCCAUCUCCCCACCCAACCCCAGCUCACACUUACUGCUAGAGCACUUUGGGUCUAGACCCUCUCUCACAUUCCCCUCUGUCACUUAACUUCAUUACGCUCAUCCAGAUCAUGGGCUAUAGACAGGACUAAAGGAAAAAAGGAAUAAAUAAAAAUGAAAUAAGUAAACCAAUAAAAACCUAGAACACCAGAGGAUUUGUGUUUUUCGCUCAAUUUCAUGAAGCACUCUUAAAUCGUUUGUUUAGUUCUUUUUUCCACCUCUUACCGACUCUUGUCAUUAGUGAAGGACGGGACAGAGCGUGUGAUGGUUUGAUUCUCUCGCCCGUUCAGUCAUUGCCGUGACUAAGCUGCAAGCUAUGCCACCGAGCUCAUCUUCCUAGCCAGUCCCGUCUCGGUACACAAAGGUUCUAUUUCUCUUUCGACUCUUAGUGAUGGAUUUUUUUUAUCUUUCAUGCUGUGGAACUUCUAAUGCAGGCCCAUAAUCUCGUUCUCACUCUUGCACUUGAUACUUAAAUUCCAGGAACAGAAUAAUUGGCUUUCCGAACAUGUAUGUAUGGUUAAAUUAAGUUACAAUUUCUGGCAUUAUGAAUGCACACUAGUUGACCAAAACAAAGUAAUCGUGGAAAAAGUACGUCAAUCAUAGCUAUUGCAAACGCCAUUGAAUGGUAAUAAUGCCCUCGUUAUUGCAAUUCGUGAUGAGGAGCUUGUGGUCAUAUUUGACAGAGAUCUCUGUAGAUAUGUGUACAAGCCAAACGUCUGUACACAAAGCCUUCAAUUUGUAUGAACACCAUGUCAUGCCACGCCAUCGCUUACGAACCAAAAAUCCCCACCUUAGACAACUGAAUACCUGUUUGGCCCUUGGCGUCAGAAUCACCCCACUCUCCGUUGAAGUAUGGUUUGGGAAUAGAAUGUCUGUGGGUGAUUUUAUAAUGUCUCUGUUUUACCUGUCGCAGUUCCUCGACGUUGAUGCAGACACCCACUAUUCCCUUUUUCGAGGAAAACGCAUAUAGUGGAUAGUCUGUAGUCUUUUGUUGUCCUAUGGGAGAGACCUCAUUCCUUCGUUUCGGGGCGGUGUCGUUCAAAAACCCUCCCUCUCUCCGCUCUGUCUGGCCCAUGAACCCAUGGGCCGAACAUGGCGGUCUGUAGUGCGCCUGAUUGUAUGUGCCAAGUUCGUAUACACGCUUGCGGUCACUGCCCCAAAGCCUCGCUCAACUCUUUAGUUAUAGUUUCAUAUCAUUGGACAGUUAUCUGUGGCUCGUUCACGUGAAUAUUACAAACGAAUGUAUCAAAAUUCAAUAGAGGACCGUUACUUCAUGUUAAGUUUGUUUUCCCUCGCAGAACUCUCGUGUCUGCACCCUAUUAGUCCUUAUGCCCAUCUACCUGUUUGUGGAUUGAGAGAAUCCGGGUGAUGCUCGUUGAAUCCUGAGCUAGGUGGAGUCUCUGGAGCAGCAGACAGCAAAUAUCCCGAGGGACGUUUCGUUGUCUGUCCGGAUGGUGUUUGUAAAAGCUCCGACUACCAUACCGUUUUUAUGUGCCCCUACCCCAAGUUUGUCAUUAUAACCAAUUACGCUUUUCUGUCCCUGCUGGCUGGGAAUCCUAAAUCCCGCUAGGCAGGUGUGAUGUACAAUAGGAUUUGACUUAGCGUUGAAAAGCCAAUAUUGUAUUGUGUGGGUUAUUUUCAUACUUUGAAUUUCCAACGUGGUGAAUGGGGAUGGGUGAGUCUGGUUUAUCCUUUAGCAUGUAAUAGUUUGUACAAAAAGAGUAUAUUUUGUAAAUACCUUGUUUGAUUCUUUACUGUGUUUGAUGUUCAGGCUGUAGCUGUCCUGAUUGUAUAGGGAGAAGACACAAAUAUUUAACACUUUUUCUUUAUGCAGAGGCUAAAACAUGUUUAUGAAUAAUUGGCGAAUCUGACGGGCAGGCAGCGUUUGUGCUUCUCAAAUUAAAGUGAAUUAUAUUGUAA
Molecule: messenger RNA, 7324 nt
Organism: Clupea harengus (Atlantic herring)
Lineage: Eukaryota; Metazoa; Chordata; Actinopteri; Clupeiformes; Clupeidae
Gene: kansl1b
Product: KAT8 regulatory NSL complex subunit 1b
Cellular component (GO): NSL complex
Molecular function (GO): histone acetyltransferase binding
Source: RefSeq, a predicted model, not a curated record